Centruroides sculpturatus (bark scorpion) is the source of this 4471-nucleotide messenger RNA. Its product is annotated as alpha-mannosidase 2x-like. The record is from RefSeq and is a predicted model, not a curated record. The transcript has 22 exons. Gene Ontology annotation, biological process: mannose metabolic process; protein deglycosylation; N-glycan processing. NCBI's taxonomy places the organism in Eukaryota, Metazoa, Arthropoda, Arachnida, Scorpiones, Buthidae. Gene Ontology annotation, molecular function: carbohydrate binding; alpha-mannosidase activity. The coding region runs from base 883 to 4353 and encodes 1156 amino acids. Gene Ontology annotation, cellular component: Golgi membrane.
UUUCAAGCUUAUCUGUAAUAAAGAAAAAUUCCUAAGACACAUUUAAGAUUUUCUUUUAGAUAUAACGUAUCAAUUAUAAUUAUAUACCAGCAUUACACGUUAAAAAAAUAAAUAGGAAACGUCGUAGAUAAUUUAUUUCUUAUUCCUGAUGCUAAAUUAAUUUUCCUUAUAGAGACGCGACGGAUUAACGCAGCAAAUUCCAAAAUGAUACAUAUCAAUAUAAAAACUUUUUUCAUUUUUCUUGUAAUUUUUUUUGCAGGAAAUUAAAAACUGUUCCUUAUUUCUACAUCAUUAGCAUACAGAAAUAAAGAAAUAGAUUUUUUAAUAAAUUAUAAUAAAUAAUUAAUAAUAAUUAUAAAUAUAUUAAAUAUAUCGAAUCGACUCCAAAAUGGCGACGCUCCUCGACUAAACGCUAUCGACAGAAGUGCGCUUCGAUAUAUUCAAUUUUUUCUCUUUAAUCAACGAGUCUAAAUAAUAAUUACGAAUAAAACCUUAAGCGAUAGACAUAAUUAAUUCUAAGAAAUAAAAAGAAAAUUUUAAAAGUUAACAUUUAAAAUUCAUUAUUACUAUAUUAACUCAAUAGAUGUCAGCAUCGGUCUACGGAUCGAUUUUCAGAGGCGAAAUAUCUAAGAUGUGACGAAAAGGGUUCUUAUCUCAUAAAUAUAUACAAAAAAAUUUAUAGUAAAAAACAUAAUUAUUUAACGAUUAAAAUGUAAUAGAAAUGUCGAACUUUAUACUUUGCGCUUCAAUGAACUCGAAGACGACUUAAUAUUUUUCCUUUUUUGUAUUUAAUAUGGUUCAGUAGUUCGUUCCACAUCUUACAUACAGACAUGUUAACGUACUUUAGAUAGAUGCCGAUAUAAUCCGACCAAUACGUCAAAAAUGCUACGUUUUCGAGUAGGACCCGUCAUGUUUCAGUUCAGGUUGUCGGCUUUGAUAAUUGUCACUUUAAUUUUGGUGGUCCUCGUUGCAUUCGUCGUCUUUAUAUUUAAUGACAGAGGCAACGAUAACUCGAAACAGUUGAUUUUUGGAAGGAAUGUCGAUCUUCAACACAGUGAACUUCAUGUCUUAGAAGAGCAAUUACAAAAAUUAGAAGAAGAAUUACAGAAAAAUCAAAAUGUUUUGGAUCAAGUCAAAGUUGCUUUAAAAGAUUUAGCUGUCGAUACUUCUAAUGCUAUUAUGCAAUCAGAAGGAAGUGAAGUUAUUCUCUACUUAAAUAUUAGUCUUAAUUCAGUUAAAGUUCCUGAUGAAGUUUGCAUGUUAUAUGCAUCUCCAAAAACACAGACGGAUUUACAUAUGUUAGAGAUGUAUAAUGAACUUAAAUUUGAUAAUCCAAAUGGUGGAGUAUGGAAACAAGGUUGGAAUAUUCAAUAUGAUGAUACUCAAUGGAAUGCUGAUCAGAAGCUUAAAAUAUUUGUAGUGCCACAUUCUCAUAAUGAUCCUGGUUGGUUAAAAACAUUUGAUAAAUAUUUUACUGAACAAACACAAAAUAUACUAAAUAAUAUGGUCACAAAAUUGAAAUUUGAUACAAGAAGGAAAUUCAUUUGGUCAGAAAUAUCAUAUUUUUCACUCUGGUGGGAUAAAAUCAGUCAGGAACAGAAACAACUUGUGAGAAGCUAUUUAGAUCAUGGACAAUUAGAAAUAACAACUGGUGGAUGGGUAAUGACUGAUGAAGCUGUUAGCCAUUAUUAUGCAAUGAUUGAACAAAUGGUAGAGGGACAUCAAUGGCUUUUAAAUAAUUUAGAGUAUAGAGCAAAAAAUGGAUGGGCUAUUGAUCCUUUUGGUUUAUCUCCUACAAUGGCUUAUUUAUUAAAACGUAUGGAUUUAGAAAACAUGGUGAUUCAAAGAGUGCAUUAUUCUGUUAAGAAAAAUUUGGCUUUACAUAAAAGUCUAGAAUUUUUAUGGAGACAGGAGUGGGACAUUAACCAUACAACGGAUAUCCUCUGUCAUAUGAUGCCAUUCUAUAGUUAUGAUGUCCCUCAUACCUGUGGUCCAGAUCCUAAAGUGUGCUGUCAAUUCGAUUUCAAACGGCUUCCUGGUGGUAAAAUGAAAUGUCCAUGGAGAAUACCGCCAGUUCCUAUCAAUGAUAAAAAUGUUGCAGAUAGGGCUAAAUUAUUAAUAGAUCAAUAUAAGAAAAAGGCUCAAUUAUUUCGUACCAAUGUAUUAUUAGUACCUCUUGGGGAUGAUUUUAGGUUUGAAAAGUCUUUGGAGUGGGACCAACAAUUUCAGAACUAUCAGCAUCUGUUUGAUUUUAUGAAUAACAAAGAGGAUUGGAAUGUUGAGGCACAGUUUGGCACACUAGAUGAUUACUUUACAGCUGUUAGAGAAGAAAGUGGUGUUGAUGAUGGAAAUUUGCCAGUUGGUUUUCCUUCCCUUGCAGGUGAUUUCUUUACAUAUGCUGAUCGGGAUGAUCAUUACUGGAGCGGAUUUUUUACAUCAAGACCUUUCUAUAAAAACAUGGAUCGAGUUUUAGAAGCUUACUUAAGAGGAGCAGAGAUUUUAUUUGCAUUUAUGUUUAAUCAAAUGAUGCAGUAUCCUAAAAAAAUAAUUAAUUUGAUGGAAGAUUUGGUUGAAUCUAGGCGUACAUUAGGUUUGUUUCAGCAUCAUGAUGCCAUAACUGGAACAUCAAAAGAUACAGUUGUUAAUGAUUAUGCAAGCAGAAUGUUUAUAGCAUUAAAAAAACUUCAACAUAUAAUAACAGAAAGUAGUUUAUAUCUUCUAUCAGACAAUGAAAUUGAUUCUUCUUAUUUUCAAAUGGAUGAGAUAAAACUUCAUCAUAGUGCAAUACCAGAAAAAUUAGUCAUACAGUUUACAGCAACAAAAAAAUCUCACAAGUUAAUCAUUUAUAAUUCUCUUGGAUAUCUGAGAAAAGAAAUAGUUAUUGUUCAUGUAUCUACACCAUUUGUAGAAGUUCUGGAUUUUAAAGGAAGAAAUGUGCCAAGUCAAGUUAGUCCUGUGUUUAAAGGAAAAAUGUUUGUAGAAGAACAAUUUGAGUUAUGUUUUUUGGCUGAAAUUCAUGGUUUGAGUUUGCAACAAUAUACAAUUCAUCUAGUUAAAGGGCAUAGGAAUGCAAAAGCAUCAAUUACAUUAUUUAAUUUUGAUUCAGUUCCAGAAUCUUUAGUUUUUCCAAUUUCAAUGGAAGAUGCCGCUGAAAAAUUUUCUAUUCAAUCUCAUUUUGCAACAGCUUUCUUUUCAGGUGAAGAUGGUAUGCUACAGCAUUUAAUACUAAAACAAGAUAAAACAGAAAUUGAUAUGAAAAUUAAAUUUCUUAUGUAUGGAACUAGGAAAAAAGGAAGAGAUCGAAGUGGAGCUUAUUUAUUUUUACCUGAUACUCAUGCUCAGAUAUUAAAAUAUAGUCAACCUUGCAUAAGGGUUUUAGAAGGACCUCUGUAUUCUGAAGUAACUGUUUUCAUUCCAAAUGUUGAACAUCAUGUCAAAUUAAAAAGUUCACCAGGAGCAGAUGGAAAUGGAAUUGAUAUAUACAAUAUUGUUGAUAUAUCACAAGAAACUAACAAAGAAAUAAUUAUGAGGAUCCAUACAAAUAUUGUUAAUAAUAAUAGUGAGUUUUAUACUGAUCUGAAUGGAUUUCAGAUGAUGAAACGACAAACCUUUGAAAAACUGCCACUCCAGGCAAAUGUGUAUCCAAUGUCAACAGUUGCUUACUUCCAAGAUAACACUACUCGUUUCUCUCUUUUGACAGCUCAACCAUUGGGUGUUGCUUGUUUAAAACCAGGUUGGAUUGAAGUGUUUUUAGAUCGCCGACUAAAUCAAGAUGAUAACAGGGGACUGCAGCAGGGUGUUACAGACAACAAACGUACUCCAAGUAGUUUCAGAAUAUUAAUAGAAAAGAAAAUUGGUUCAUAUUCUUUUCAUAAUAAAAAAUCGGAGAAGGUUUUAAGUUAUCCAUCUCUGUUUGCUCACCAUGCUUUAUUAUCAUUAUUACAUCCAAUGUUUAUUAUGCUAAUGAGACCUAGCCAGGGUCUAACAGGACAAAAUAAAGACAAUAUGAAGUUGAAAUUUAGACCUCUAGGAACUUCUUUGCCAUGUGAUGUUCAUCUCCUUAAUUUAAGAGUGUUAGCUAGCCCCACAUCAAAUUCUGUUAUCAUUCCAUCUAAUUCUACUGGCAUGUUUUUGCAUCGUCUGGGAUUUGAAUGUGGAUAUAAAACAUAUGGACUAAACUGUACUGUAGAAAAUGGAAAAAUUUCCCUCGAUCAGUUUUUUCCAUAUGACUUUGGACCGUUGGUCGAGGAAACAUCCCUCUCAUUCAUAAAUCAGAAGGCUGUUUUUAGCAAGAGUUCAGCACUCUAUUUACCUCCAAUGGAAAUAAUGGCAUAUAAGUUAUAUCAUAGAUGAUAUUGCUUAUAACAAAUUGGUGCAUUUAUACAUGGUAAUUUUCCUGUAACAGGAAUUGAAAAACUAUAAUUAUAUAGUAUAAGGAUACUAUAAUAUUUAUUUAUUUAAUGUAUAUAAU